AUGUGCUACUACGGAAACCACUAUGGUAGUCUUGGCUAUGGCUAUGGCUGUGGCUGUGGUUGUGGCUAUGGAGGCCUGGGUUAUGGCUAUGGCUAUGGCAGAUUUGGAUAUGACCACUGCAGGCCAUAUUGCUGUGGGAGAUACUGGUCCUACAGAUUCUACUGA
Messenger RNA from Peromyscus californicus insignis, 165 nucleotides. RefSeq names its product keratin-associated protein 20-2-like. The transcript has a single exon. Lineage: Eukaryota; Metazoa; Chordata; Mammalia; Rodentia; Cricetidae. The record is from RefSeq and is a predicted model, not a curated record. Bases 1 to 165 code for a protein of 54 amino acids.